Molecule: messenger RNA, 1931 nt
Organism: Oryza brachyantha (malo sina)
Lineage: Eukaryota; Viridiplantae; Streptophyta; Magnoliopsida; Poales; Poaceae
Product: protein IQ-DOMAIN 1-like
Exons: 8
Coding region: 166-1485 (439 amino acids)
Molecular function (GO): protein binding
Source: RefSeq, a predicted model, not a curated record
UCCCCCAGCCUCGCCUCGCCUCCCCGCGCGCGCUGCCGCGGCCGGCGACCGGCGGCUGCCUGGCCUCAUUCCGCUGCCCUGAUGCCCUCCGUCUCGGUUCCAAGUGUUGGCUCCGCUCAUCUCGUCGCAGGUCAUUGAACCAUAUAUAUAAAAAGGUUGUUUACAAUGGGGAUUUCAUCGAAGUGGUUUAAAUCACUGGUUGGUAUAAGGAAGCAAGAAAAGGCACAGAGUGCAGAAAAACAAGAAAAGGCGCAAAAUGCCAAGAGCAGCGAAACUAGAACCCCGGCUGCCCAAUUGCUUUACAAACGGAAACAUUCUUUGGAUGCUGAACGUGCAACCAUAGUAGAGCUUACAGUGCAGAGUGAACCAUUGACUGAUGACACCAACACAAAGACAGUUUCAAAUUCUAUUUCUUCAGACAUUACAUUGCUUGGAGCACAUGUUUCUCAGACUGAAGAACGUAACACUAAAGAGGAUUUGGCUGCAAUAGUCAUUCAGUCUGCCUUUCGAGCAUUCCUGGCUAGACGGGCUUUACGAGCAUUGAAAGGGAUAGUUAUACUACAGGCCCUUGUAAGGGGUUAUAUCAUAAGAAAGCAGACAGCUGAAACACUUCAGUGUAUGCAAGCACUACUGAGAGCUCAAGCUCGUGUCAGAGCAAGACAAGUUUGUGUUUCUUUAGAGAAUCAAAUUGCACGGAAGAAGAGUCCUGAACAAGAUGAUCAUGAGGAUCAUGUUCGAGAAAUUGAGGAAGGCUGGUGUGGCAUUAUUGGUUCUGUUGAAGAAGUGCAAGCUAAAGCAUUGAAAAGGCAGGAAGCUGCUGCUAAGCGUGAGAGAGCAAUGGCAUAUGCUUUGACACAUCAGCGACAAGCAGGUUCUAGGCAACAGAAACCUACUACUCCACAAGGACUUGAACUUGACAACGACAACUGGGGAUCAAACUGGUUGGAGAGGUGGAUGGCUGUACGUCCAUGGGAGAACAGGUUACUUGAUAGCAACGCCAAAGAGACACUUCCACUAUGUGAUGAUAAGCAGGACAUGGAAACAAAGUCUCAGAUAACACCAAAGGGCAAAGUACAGGUUUCAAAUACCCUGUCUAAUGGUUUGAUCAAGAAGAAAGGCAUUAACCACAAAAAAUCAUAUUCUGAUGUGACUUGUACUUCAUUUGGACGGUCGGCAAAUAUACCUUCCACAUCUAUGGGGUCAUGCAAACAGAAGUCAAAGCUGUCAGAUGAAGCUUUUGAUGAAGUCAGCUCCCAGCCAACAGAUCUACCUUCUCUGUCCAUGCGCAAUCCAAAAGACAGGCAUGCACAAGCAAAUACACCUGUCAAUAAGCGGUUAUCUCUGCCAACUAAUGUUGGUGGGGGAGCAGCAAAGGGCACGACCAACAGUAGUUCGAUGAGCAGAUCCACCAGUGCCAAGUCUGAUCCAAAACCACGGGCAACUGUUUCUAACCAAGCCAGGAAGCAAGUCAAGGUGCAGGCCUGAUUGCACAGUUCCCUUUCCACUCUGACUUUGCUCUGCAUGAUUGAGAUCUCCCCUUUUAUCAAGUGUGGUGUGUGGAAGUUUCUUGUGAACGGUGCUCCUGCCUUUGCAGAGCAUCAGGCUCUGCUGCUUGCUACAUCUUUGGGGUGCAAUCAUUCAGGUCAAAGCUGAAUUUGCAGAUUUCUUUUAUGAUUGACAAUACAGGUGAGGGUUGGGGUGCCUUUGAAUGUAAAAAGAAAAAAAGAACUAGCUUUCCUUGAUCCUCCCUCUGUUGUGAUCAUGUGCUGUGUCAUGUGUGGUCUGUCUGCCUCUCCAUGCUGUUGUGGGGGUGCUGGUAGUACAUGCUGGGUGCAUGAAAUUCAGAUGUUGAGUAUUCUUAUCUUAUACCUAAGUAAAAUUAUUCAGUUCUAGAGAACAAUGCUGAAUUCACAUAUCAUAAUCAGUCUAAU